GCACACAACCAGAGAAGAGCAAUGGUUUUUCUACCCAUGCUAGAGUAGAGAGGGAGCGUUACACGUCUUUUCCUUUUCAGUUUUUUUCUUUUUCUUUUUCCAGCGCAUUAUUUUGAGAUAUCCAAGAAAGAAAAAAAACUUGUUGUCCGACACGGUCACCUGGUGGCUUUGCACAGCAUGGCCCAUGGUUUUCAUUUCUCGUUUCGUAUACUUGUUAUAUAUUUAUUUACAUGUACAUACGUCCGUACACGCCACAUGCAUACCUUAUAAACGCGCUCGUUCGCAGACGUGGAACACGAGGCGAGCUCGUAUCUCUCUCUACCCGGCCCCAGGCGCCGGUCUGGCGUCUACCAUCCGAUGAGAGAUGUAUCAGAGAGCGGCAGGGAGACCGGGCUGCCGGGGUUGGGGGGGAGGGAGGUUUCCCCUUUUCGAUGCAAGGGAUCCCGUCAUCUGCCUCCGCAUGCUCCCCCUCCUUCCCUUCCACCACCCCUCCCCUCUAUCUCUCUCCAUCUCCUCCCUGCGUGACGUUCGCGGCCCGUCGACGAUGGCGGAGCUUCUACAAUCCAUCGUCGCGACAGGAGCAACAGGGGAUGGGGAUCCCCUCCCUUGCCUCCGCUGCUCCUCGUUUCCCAAGCACCUUGUCGCCCAUGGGUAGCCCCAGACCUAGAAGAGGCGAUUGCUCCUCUCUCUUCCACCCCACCCCUCUCCUCCGUCUUUCUCCGGGAGCCCGUGGGAGAGAAGAUUGACCGGCCGGUAAGGCGGCGGCACGGCGCACGUCUCGCCGUUCUUUCACCGGGCCGAACAAGCCUGGGUUUCAGCUGGCCGGAGAGAGAGAGAGAGAAAAAACAAAAAGACGUUCUGGGGUUCGGCGGCUG
This is a messenger RNA of Colletotrichum navitas, 875 nucleotides long. RefSeq lists its product as uncharacterized. The coding region runs from base 231 to 746 and encodes 171 amino acids. The transcript has a single exon. The record is from RefSeq and is a predicted model, not a curated record. Lineage: Eukaryota; Fungi; Ascomycota; Sordariomycetes; Glomerellales; Glomerellaceae.